Molecule: messenger RNA, 409 nt
Organism: Ceraceosorus guamensis
Lineage: Eukaryota; Fungi; Basidiomycota; Exobasidiomycetes; Ceraceosorales; Ceraceosoraceae
Exons: 1
Coding region: 41-340 (99 amino acids)
Source: RefSeq, a predicted model, not a curated record
UUGGGCAUUCAAUGGCAUGAAAUUCUGACGACUGCGUACCAUGCGCGACACUGAUGAGUGGAAGCUCUCAAAGUUUUGGAAUGCUCCGUCACGCAGCCUCUUGCAUGCGUGCCGGUCUCCAAGGCUGCCCCUUUUGCACGUUGCGGCUCUAUUUACCACCACUGCCGGCUUAUCGCCGCUGCUCUAUCUUGGUCCACCGCGGCGUGAGUCUGCUAACAAGCCCAGGAGGCAGAUCGUAAAUAUCUCCGGCCAAGGGUCCAUCGAAGGCGUAUCUUUCGUGAGCCUCUUUGCGGCGACUCCGGGUGUUCGUGGCCCUGAAUCCUGUUUCCAAAAGGCUUGACGUGUCCCGAAGUGGCUGGAUUGGAUUGGCUGGACCAGACGCUACUGCGUGUAUGUUGCUGUGAGAAUC